This is a messenger RNA of Triticum dicoccoides, 1704 nucleotides long. RefSeq lists its product as uncharacterized. The coding region runs from base 453 to 1553 and encodes 366 amino acids. The record is from RefSeq and is a predicted model, not a curated record. Lineage: Eukaryota; Viridiplantae; Streptophyta; Magnoliopsida; Poales; Poaceae. The transcript is spliced from 3 exons.
CGCCGCAAGCCAGUGACGCGCCCGCGAGCCUCCUUGCAGCCCGGAGCACGGGCGCUCCGGCCCACGCCCUCCAGAUCAAUGCCCUGCUCCACGGCGCCCUCCACCACACAGCCACGACGCCAUGCCCUCCCGCACGCUGCGACGAGCUCGCCUGCACGGGAUACGCCACACCUCUACGCGCGUAUAGAGGGAGAAAAGGAAAUGGCUCGGGAUUGAGGUGCGGUAUUGUACAUGCAACGUUUUUUUCUUGCUGCUUUUUUUUUUAAAACUGUUUUUUUCUUGCUGCUUUUUUUUUAAAACUGUUUUUUUCUUAUUGCUAACGGACACCCCAGGGGCUGCCUAGGCUGACACGUUACUUAGAGUCUUGGACCUUGGCCCAGCCCAAAGCAGGUCGGCGGCGCUCUAGGGUUUGCUCGAUUGGCUCGGCGGCGGGCGGCGGCUGGCGAUUGGCGAUGGCAUCUGUAGAGGAGUUGGAGGAUGAGGAGGAGGAGGAGGAGGUGGAGGACGUAGAGCCUUUAUUGUACGACCGGGCGAAGUGGGUGGCCUGGGCGGUGGAGGAGAAGGAGAGGUCCCGGCGGGAGGAAGAGGAGAAGGCUCGGAAGCGGGAGGAGAACCGGCGGAGAAGCGAGGCACACGACAAGGUCAUGGACUCCAUCAUCGAGCACGAUCCCAAGGCUGGGCGAAAGGUCUACACCCGGUUUUUCCUCAGGGACUUCUCCGUCUUCAACAUCGACGAGGAGUCGUCUGUCCCUCCAAUGCGAUACACCGAUAGUAUCUACCAAGAUGAAUUUGGGCUAGAAGACUCUGCAAACAUCCUCUCUGUCAGCAUAGUCUCCUCAGAUGUAGGCUUCCCAGUCGAUGUCUAUGGCCGUGUCAUUGCCAGAGACAGCAUUGACUACAAGUGCAUUUAUCUCUUUCACCGCAAUAGAGAUGAUUGCCAGCGUGUCAACGAGGAUGGAAUGCUGAUUUUAACUGGCCCAUAUCGAGGUCUAGUGCUGGUUGAUUUCAUCUAUCUAGAGAUAGAUCUUAAAAUCAGGGAAGAAGGAGUUCCAGAAAGGCCAUUUAGCAAGGGUCUAAUAAGUAUUGAUGGCCGAGUACUGUCUAGAGAGAAAGAUGUCAUGGUUAGAAGUGAAACCCUUGAGAGCUGGCUCAGCACUACAGAAGUGAGAUUCACAACUGUCCUGAACGCAGUCGAGUGCACCUUUGAAAUCAAGCUCACUGAGGGGCUUUUUAAAGGAAAUAUAACAGUUGGCAUCGCGGAUAAAGCUCGCAAGCUGGACAAUGAACACACGAUUGUGAUUCAUGACAGCACAGCAGAUGGCGUGGUUACAAGUGAUGAAAGUGGAGUUAUCAAACUCCGGCGAAGUGUCAUUACUAUCUGUCUGGAAAGAAAUGUGAUGUUUCGCAUAAAUAAUGAGGCUGCUGGUGUUUGUGUUGAACGAACCUUUGGUUUCACUCCACGCCGCACUGGUGUAGAUGAAGAGAAAAUUACAUGUGGUGCUGGGAAGUUCGGAUUCAGGAUUGUCUGGUCCUUGAUGGACUUUAGGCUGUAAUCCUGUGACUUGGUAAACUUAGUUCUGAUGUAAUGAAGUGAUGCAAUGAUGUAGUGAACUAUGUUAAUCUUGAUGUAAUAAUGUGGUGCACUAAGUUAUAUUAUUGUUAUUAAGUAACUUGAUGGAUUAUAAGUAAUGAGUAGCGAACUAA